This is a messenger RNA of Python bivittatus (Burmese python), 1555 nucleotides long. The record is from RefSeq and is a predicted model, not a curated record. Lineage: Eukaryota; Metazoa; Chordata; Lepidosauria; Squamata; Pythonidae.
UGUAACCAUAUUCCCCUCCCUCGUGCCCUGUACUGUGUGACAAGGCUUUCGGUGACAAUAUCUGUGCCUUAGAUUACAUUUUCAUACAUAAUCACCAAUAUCUGUGUGUUCUUUUGACUUUUCAUAUGUGCUGCUUGGAAUAGAUUUUUUUUUUCAGAGAAGAAUUGAAGAGUGCAAGUUAUCAUGAUAAAAACAAGAGUCUCUUCUCAUGUCCUGAGUUUUUCAAAUGUUAUCCUUUUGCUUACUGACUGAACAUAGUUUUGUUUUGUUUUCAAAUAGAGCAGAGACUGCCUGAAGUUUGGCCCACCUGCAGAGGGAGAGGUUGUUCAAGUAAAAUGGUCAGAUGGAAAACUUUAUGGUGCAAAAUAUCUUGGAACUAAUGUAGCUUAUAUGUACAAUGUAGAAUUUGAAGAUGGCUCCCAGAUAGCAACAAAAAGGGAAGAACUUUACACUCUUGAUGAAGAAUUACCCAAAAGAGUGAGAGCCCGUUUUUCUACAGCUUCUGAUAUGAGGUUUGAAGAUACUUUCUAUGGCGCUGAUAUUAUCCAAGGACAAAAGAAAAGGCAGCGAGUAUUGAGCUCCAGAUUUAAGAAUGAGUAUGUGGAUGAUCCUGGCUACCGCAGUUUCCUGAAAGCCUCAUUCCAAAAGAAGUGCCAGAAGGGACUAUAAAAGAAGGAAAGGUCUCAAGUUCACUUUCUCUUGGGGUAUGAAGAGGAUGAAACUUAUUCAAUGCUGGGCAAAGAAAAACAAAUGUAAUCUUUUUCAAGAUGUGCUCUUAUUCAUUCAGGUGUCUAGCUAGUGGUUAAAUGCAUUAAAUAAAUGUAUAUCAAGAACUUUUCUUGAAAGUAUUUGGAACCCAUAAAAAUAUCUUGAUGCUAGGGCUCCAAUUUAGGCUUAAUUUGUUAAACAUUUGAAUGUCUGAUUUGCAUUGAUCAACAUCAGUUUUGGAAAAAGAAGCCCUGUUGAAUAGCAGGAGUAAGAGCUACAAUCAGAGCUUUGCCUUGAUUCCCUGAUACUUCCAAAUUACCUAUCUAGAUCAGAAUCUUCAUCCCCAAAUGAUUUGUAUACUUUCCAUCAGUUUUAGCUUUCCACAGCAUUCGCUAAAACAAAUGCAGGUAUAAAGAGCAUUAUGAUCUGUAAGUACUGUGCUGUCAUCACUUUGCACAGGGCUAUUCACACUGUUUAUGCCUUUACUACUUAGAGUACUACUAGUAGUACUCUCUGGCUAGGAUUCAGUUAACAUGGGAAUUGGGAGGGGGUAUUAAUUAUUAAAAGACAGGUGUUUCUAAUGAAGGAUAUCUUUAGGAAAGGGAUGGGGAUGUAUAUUUAAAGAGGGAUAUUUUUGGCAUCUAUUUUUAAACUUUUUUUCAAGAUAUUCUUGGGGAAAGAAACAGCAAUUUGUACAAUAAAUGCCUCAUUGUGUUUAUAAAAUUACAGUUUACAUAUCUUUGCUUAGCAGGCCAGUUUUGAAUUAAUGUAAUAUAGAAAAAUAAUUUUGUCUUCCCUUUAUAAAUAAUAGUCUGCAAAUGUAAUAGUGUUUGAAAUAAAUAAAUGA